AUGACAGGAGAGACUGCAAAGCAAGAAUGGAGGAAGAAGGUUCCUGUUAUUGGCGAGAUUCAGACGGAUAAUUUAGACAGAGGAAAGGAAAUACAGACAGAGCCUGCAGCAGUACUAGAAGCUGUGGAUGGUGUUGCACCUGCAGCAAGUGUGGUUGAUAAAGGUAAGGCAGUGCUGAUUGAGGAACCAGUGGGUGCUAUUCAGAAUGCAGAUGCUAAUACUCCACCGCCACAGGGAGGUUUGGUUGAUGCAGAUGGCUUUACACUGGUGGUCAAUAAGAAGAAUAAGGUCUGGGUUGGUUCAGGGUCUACUUCUCAAGGGCCACGCAAUCUAUCGAGCAAGCUGGCUGCGGGUCAGGCUAAUGGGAAAACUGUGAGGGUUGCUGUUCAGCCUCUUCCUCCCUCCCCUCCAAAAGGGAGAGGUAGAGGAAAGAAGCGCAAAUGA
Linum trigynum is the source of this 444-nucleotide messenger RNA. The record is from the annotation of a GenBank genome assembly. NCBI's taxonomy places the organism in Eukaryota, Viridiplantae, Streptophyta, Magnoliopsida, Malpighiales, Linaceae.